AUGAAUGGAACGCAAAAUCAAAAUCUACUUUAUCUGGAAUCCCUUUGCCAAGAAUUAUAUUCCUCUAAGUCUCAAGAACAACGUGCAAAGGCCGAGAAGUUACUAGACAAUGCUUUUCCAACCUUCUCCGAGGCUUUAUCUCCACGUACCAACGGGUCAAAUGCUAUGCCAAACAACCCUUUGGGUAUAAAAAUACAAUCGCCGGCUGAGUCAUCUAUGUAUUGUCAAUGGCUUUUGGAAAAUUCAACCUCGCCGUAUUCUCAAUUGUUUGCAUCGGCAAGGUUAAAAAGUCUGGUCUUGGAUCAUUAUUCUAUGUUCACAGCGAAACAAAAAUUAGAACUGAGUAUGGGAAGUUUUUUAUUCAAUUAUUUGGCUGUUCAUCCUGAUUAUCAGCCAUUUGUCUUGUCUUCGCUUGCACAACUUUUUGCAACUAUAACAAAAGUUGGAUGGUUUGAAGACGAUGAAUUCAAAAAUAUAACAAACGAACUAUCUAAAUUCAUACAGUCUACUGUGGACCAUAGAAUUGUAGGUUUACAAGUAUUAUCUACCAUCGUUUCCGAGAUGAAUCAGCAAACUCCACGAAAUAUGGCUAGGCAAAGAAAAACAGCUAUUGGAUUUAGGGAUUCUCAAUUACUAGACAUCUUCCGGCUGGGUUUGGUUGUUCUACGUCAAAUUUUGAAUGGAGAAACGGUGUUCACAAAUGAACGUAAGGUGAAAGAAUAUUGUUUGACAUUACUUCGCAAUUGUUUAGCAUUUGAUUUCAUUGGCACAACUCCGGACGAGUCUGGUGAAGAUGUUGGAAGUAUCCAAGUAUCAUCAUCUUGGCGUUCAACAAUCGAAGAUCCGACUUUCCUUCAAACAAUUUUCGAGGCAUAUAAACGGUUUCAACCGCCACAUUCGAGUCAAGUUAUGGAAGUGCUUGUUCAAAUUUCUUCAAUUCGUCGAUCUCUCUUUAAUGAAGAAGAGCGAUCUAAAUUUCUCCAUGCGUUGAUGCAAGGAAUUAGCGAAAUAAUAAUAAGUUCAAUAGGAUUAUCAGAUUUAAACAACUAUCACGAGUUUUGUCGUCUUCUUUCGAGAUUUAGAUCUACGUAUCAAUGGAACGAGAUCACUGAGAAAUCCGGAUACAGCGAUUGGAUUGAUUUUGUUGCUGAUUUCACUAUUAAAGGAUUUAAUAGUUGGCAGUUCGUGCCAAAUAGCGUACAGUAUUUGCUUACAUUUUGGUCCAAAAUGUAUUCAUCUGCUGGGAGAUCUCGUCCGGGUUCUCCAAAUAAAUUAAAUAUGAUUUCAAGCAAACUAACUGCAGCAUAUAUAAGUUCCAAAAUUCAAUCAGUGGAACAAAUAUUAGAUGGUUCUAUAGAUGAUCCUUUGGAGAAUGAAGACGCUCUUAUGGAUGAUCUUGAGAUGUUUUCAAAUAUUGCUCGGAAUAAAUAUGACGAAUCUCAGAAAAGCAUUAAUGAUGUAUUCCAACCAAUAUUUAAUCAAUAUAAAGAAUUAUAUACACAAGUGAACGUUGGAAUUGUUAAUAGUUCCUAUACCCAAUUUUUCGAUACAAUUGAAACAAAAUUUGCUUGGCUUAUGUAUAUGAUUGGGGGAAUGAUCGGAGGUCGACAGACUUAUAUUAGCACUGAAGAUCAAGAUUUGAUUGAUGGUGAACUUACAUGCCAAAUUCUCCAACUAAUGAACAUGAAUGAACAAUGGAAUGCACCGCGUACCAGUGGUAGCGGUUAUGAAAAAUUUGAAUUGGCUUUAGUUUACUUUUUCCAACAGUUUCGCAAGAGCUAUAUCGGUGAAAGUGCACAGAGGGUUUCAAAAGUUUAUAGUAAAUUAUCGGAUAUAGGAUAUAAUGAUCAAUCUAUGUUAUUGAAUGCUAUUAUUCAAAGAAUAGCAAAGAAUCUUGAAGGAUGGGGACAUAGUUCAAAAAUAAUUCAACGCAGCGUUUCCUUGUUUAAUGACUUGGCUGGCGGAUAUAGUUCCGUCAGGAUUCUUCGAAAACUUGAUAUUGUGCAGUAUAUUCUGCGAAAUCACACUAUUAAGAAUUUCCCUUUUCUUGAUACUUCAAAUAAUUUACGAUCACGUAUGGUCUAUUAUUCUGCUCUUUCAAGAAUUUUAUUUGCAGAGGAUAAUGUUGAGAGGGAUUUUGAAGAUUUUGUUAAACCUUGGGAUAUCACAUUGACCGAACUCGGAGCCUUUAACUCAUUAAACGCUUUUAGACAGCCGACUGUUAAAGCAACUAUCUCUGGUAUCUUUCGUGAUCUGAGAGGAUUUCUAUCUGCAAUUCAAAGCAAAAAGAAUUUUUUGGUGUUUUUUGAAUGGUUUUACCCACAAUAUGUACCAAUUCUUUACCACGCGUUGGAAGCUUGGGAUAACGAUCCAUUAGCAAUUACAAUUUUAAAAUUUUUCUUAGAAUUUGUAAGUAAUAGACAACAAAGAUUGAACUUUGAUAUUUCCUCACCAAAUGGCAUUCUAUUAUUCCGAGAAACUAGUAAAGUAAUUUCAACAUACGGUCGGCAAAUUAUCGGACGUCCUUUCAACAGUCAAGAUAAAUAUGCUGAAAAAUAUAAAGGAAUAUCAAUCUGUUUUAAUAUCUUGACGAAAUCUUUUGCAGGAAGAUACGUCAAUUUUGGAGUUUUUGAACUUUAUGGGGAUAAGGCUCUCGAAAUAGUUCUUAAUACUUCGUUUGAAAUGAUGCUUUGUGUUCCAUUUGAUGAUAUCCUCAUGUACCCGAAACUUUCUAAAACGUUCUAUGAUUGGUUAGAUACGUUUACUAAUGAACAUAUGAUGGCAUUGCAUAAUAUGGAUUCAAAUGCAUUUCUUUACAUUAUGCCCAACUUUAAUGCGGUACUUUUCGAGGAAAGUCAAAAUCAAUGGUCACUCUCACGUCCUUUACUUUGUUUAAUAUUAUUGAACCCAGAUUACUGGGAACAGUAUACUCGUAAUCUUGUGUUAUGCCAAUUGCUUGAAAGAAGAGAUGUUCUCGCUAAGGCAUUAACAUCGCUAAUGCAAGAUGUUGAAUUCAAUCUGAUAUCCAAAAACCGAGAUCGAUUUACUCAAAAUCUUACUACAUUUAAAAGAGAGUUGACUAAUGAUAAUGUUAUAUUAGUAGCACCACCUAUGGAUAUGAAGAUGACUAUGUGA
Molecule: messenger RNA, 3135 nt
Organism: Funneliformis geosporum
Lineage: Eukaryota; Fungi; Glomeromycota; Glomeromycetes; Glomerales; Glomeraceae
Source: the annotation of a GenBank genome assembly